AUGGAUGAACCGAAGACAGAAGCUGCUCAAGCAAUCGAGAAUUGGUCAUGGCUCCGCAAGCACAUUGUAUUAAUCCAGUGUUCCUCCUACGCGGUCGCCCCGGGCUUCACCAGCUCCAUCUUGAUUCCAGCAAUCAACGAAGUGGCUCAACAAUUUAAAGUCCCCGCUCAAACAGCAACCUAUCUCGUGGCUGUCCAUGUUCUUUUUCUGGGCAUCUCUCCUUUCGUCUGGAUCCCAUGCAUGAAUACAUAUGGCCGCAGACCCGUUCUGAUUGCGAGUCUCUCAUUAUCCUGCCUCGCGGCACUGGGUGGAGGCUUCGCAAAGAGUUAUGGCGGUCUCAUGGCUGCACGAGUCUUCCAGUCCUUUGGCGUAUCGGCAGGGUUUGUGCUACCGGGAGUGAUCGUGGUCGACCUAUUCAAAACCGAAGAGCUAGGACGUAAAAAUGGGGUCUGGGCACAGAUGGUCGCUAUAGGCGCUCCGCUAGGUGGUGUUAUUGGCGGGCCUGUAGUUUACUAUCUUGGGUGGCGAUGGACGUUAUGGAUCACUUCCAUCGCCAAUGCUGUUCAGACCAUAGGCUUCGUUCUGACAUGUCCCGAGACUUCUGAUUCCCACCGCAGAAAUGGGGUUGGGACGCUCAAGAUGCGACAAUUUGUCGAGCCAUUUCUUAUACUACAAUCGCCGCAUAUUGUCCUUGUUGCCUUUGCUUAUGGGGUCACAUUCGCCGUAACCUCAGUCGGACUCGCUUCCAUCGUCCCUCUAGCAUUUGAAGAGCGUUACGGACUGGGGACAAUCGAUCAAGGUCUAAUCUUCCUCGGUCCUCUUAUCGGCGUCUUGUUGGGCGAGCGGCUAGCCGGACCAGGAAGCGACUGGGUCAUGAAUCGUGAACGACGUCGUUGCUCAACUGCAGACUCUGAGCGUUUAGAGAUUCGUCUCUGGAUUGCCCUACCAGGCUUUCUGCUGGCCAUACUGGGUGUUUUGAUCUUCGGUCUCACAUUACAAUAUAGCACACACUGGAUUGCACCAUGCAUCGGAUUUGCAAUCUCUAACUUUGGAUUGCAGCUUGUGACGACUCCAGUCAAGACAUAUUGCGUGGACUGCCUCAAGUCACACUCGGGGUCGGUGCUGCAGUUUAUCAAUACCGUCCGACAGAUUAUUGCCUUUACCGUGCCUUUCUGGAGUCCUAACCUGAAUGCGAGACUUGACUAUGGACUAGGCUUCGGGAUUGAAGCAAUCAUUUUGGCUGUUUUCUCUUUGGGCUGUCUUGUGGUGCUCUGGAAAGGAUUUGGCUGGAGGAAGGUUGUACACGUGAAGGGAUUGGUGGAUGUAUAG
Penicillium lagena is the source of this 1329-nucleotide messenger RNA. Its product is annotated as major facilitator superfamily domain-containing protein. Gene Ontology annotation, molecular function: transmembrane transporter activity. The record is from RefSeq and is a predicted model, not a curated record. The transcript is spliced from 2 exons. Gene Ontology annotation, biological process: transmembrane transport. The coding region runs from base 1 to 1329 and encodes 442 amino acids. Lineage: Eukaryota; Fungi; Ascomycota; Eurotiomycetes; Eurotiales; Aspergillaceae.